AGAUCGCCGCUAACAGCAAGGGAGAGAUUGAGGGUGGCCAAGGUUCUCAGUCGUUACACAGACUCAAAGCCAUUGAAAAAAUCAGCUAGGGGCAAGAAUGUAUUAGAUGCUCUCAGAGACAGCGAGCGUGGGAAGAAAAGGUCCGGACUUCCAGAGGCCCCUACAAACAUUUUUGACGACAGCAAGCGAGGAAUGCCUAAGCAGGGCCUAACUUGGGAUUUUCCAGGGGGCAAUGAUCUGUUUCUAAUUCUCUUUUCAUUUGUAUUUAUCAGCACGGUGAUGUUCGCUACAACGUUCGUAGUUUGGAAACUUGGUGCCAUCCAUUUCAAUGAAAAUUGAGACGGACUGCGGUUGGCAUCCCGGAGUUUUGCACCAGCCACCUUGAUGCUUCUGUGUACUGAAGUUCUCGUCUUCCACAGGACUAGGGUUUGAAACCAUUGUAGGCAAGAUAUACAUAUCAAUGUAAAAAGAUUUGCAGGGUUAAUAUUUGUAUCAUCAGUAUUCAACAUCUACUGCAAGUAUACUUUUGUAGCUUCAUUGGAGAGAAACAUAUGGUAAAGCUAUUCAGUUCCUUUGAACUUC
Malus domestica (apple) is the source of this 582-nucleotide messenger RNA. RefSeq lists its product as uncharacterized. NCBI's taxonomy places the organism in Eukaryota, Viridiplantae, Streptophyta, Magnoliopsida, Rosales, Rosaceae. Gene Ontology annotation, cellular component: chloroplast thylakoid membrane. The record is from RefSeq and is a predicted model, not a curated record.